Molecule: messenger RNA, 3703 nt
Organism: Vespula vulgaris
Lineage: Eukaryota; Metazoa; Arthropoda; Insecta; Hymenoptera; Vespidae
Gene: Pu
Product: GTP cyclohydrolase 1
Exons: 6
Coding region: 721-1500 (259 amino acids)
Biological process (GO): tetrahydrobiopterin biosynthetic process; tetrahydrofolate biosynthetic process
Cellular component (GO): cytoplasm
Molecular function (GO): zinc ion binding; GTP cyclohydrolase I activity; GTP binding
Source: RefSeq, a predicted model, not a curated record
GUGAGAUAGAGGGAGAGGGAGAGAGAGAGAGAGAGAAAUGUUAGAAAAAGAGAGUAGGAGGGAAACAAAGGUGGGAGAAAGAGAGAAAGAGAGAAAGAGAGAAAAAGAGAGAGAAAGAGAGAGAGAGAGGUGUCAGAAAAAACGAGUAGGAGAGAAACAAAGGUGGGAGAAAGGCGAAGAGUGAGUUGCAGGGUAGGAGAAGGGAGAAAGAGAGAGAGAGAGAAUGUUCCAGGGGACGUUAGCGUUCGCCGUGAUUCCGUUCAUCCGGUUCAGUCACACCGCAUCACUCCGGUGAGCGUAAUCGUUCUCCUCUUUGCGUUUUUAACUCGGCUGCUAAUUUUCCUUCAUCUUUAUUCUCACUUUCGGUUUUCGGCACUUGUUAUUAAUACACACACACACACACACACAUAUAUACCAUAGACACAAAUACGCACACACAGAACAGUGUUUUUAACUCGAAUUUUUUAUUUUCUACAUUUCGCUUAUCGGACCAUUUUAACGUGAAAAGAUCUUUUCGAUUUGACGUUUCAUUUGACAUCUUUCCGAAAGUAACAUCUUCCUUUCUCGUCCCUUCGAUAAUUUUGACGUUUCCGAUUCUCCCAUUGAUUUGACUUCGUGCGUGUAAACUGAUGUUAAAAGGGUGAGCUGAAAAGUAUAUAGAAAAACUCAGCCAGCAAGAACGUUCGUCCCAAUUCUAAAGAAGAAAAUAAAGGAACGAUCAUGAAUGGAUUAUCUAAACAAUGUAUCACCGAUGAGAAGUCGAUCAAAUUGAAGAAACCCCAUCCACUGAGGUCCAUUUCUUGGAAUAAGAAUAUCGAGGAAGGAGAUUUAGAUGUUCCUGGAACGCCAAGAACACCUCGAACCUCGACAACGCCAGGUCACGAAAACUGUACCUUCCAUCAUGAUCUUGAAUUGGAUCAUAGACCACCUACGCGAGAAGCUUUGCUACCAGAAAUGUCAAGGAGUUACAGAUUACUUCUAAGUUCACUAGGCGAGGAUCCUGAUCGGCAAGGACUUUUAAAGACACCAGAAAGAGCAGCCAAAGCGAUGCUCUUUUUCACGAAAGGAUAUGAUCAAUCUCUCGACGAUGUUAUUAACGAUGCCGUAUUCGACGAAGAUCACGACGAGAUGGUCGUAGUUAAGGAUAUAGAAAUGUUCUCUAUGUGUGAACAUCAUUUGGUUCCCUUCUAUGGAAAAGUAUCCAUCGGUUAUCUUCCCUGUAAGAAGAUUCUUGGUCUCAGCAAAUUAGCCAGAAUCGUAGAAAUCUUUAGCAGGCGUCUUCAAGUUCAGGAACGUCUCACAAAACAAAUUGCAAUAGCAGUUACGAAAGCUGUGGAACCUGCAGGAGUGGCCGUUGUGAUCGAAGGAGUGCAUAUGUGCAUGGUAAUGAGAGGCGUACAGAAAAUCAAUAGUAAGACCGUUACUUCAACGAUGCUCGGCGUUUUCCGUGACGAUCCAAAGACUCGCGAGGAAUUCCUCAAUCUUGUCCAUAGCAAAUAAACGCGAAUAUCUUUAGGGAACUCUUAUUUGGCGUUCCUUCAUGAUCAUUAUAUCGGUCUUCCUAUUUAUGUGGUGUCGUAGCAUUCUUUUUUAAUAUCUUCUUUGCUAACUCUAAACUCUCCUUCCAAAGUUUCUUUGCUCAAGUUCAAUCGAAACGUUUGCGAUGAAUAAUGAUCGUUCUAAAGAUCUACAUAACAGAUCUUCCAAAGUGGAAUAUUAUUCUCAAGAUUUAAUCGAAGAUGUACAUACAAGAAAAAAAAAAAAAAAGAAAAAAGAAGAUGACGUUGACACGUUUACAAAAAAAAAUGUCGGUUUCUUCUUCUCUCAACGAAAUUCAUUUGAGAGUUCGCGAGUUUAAAACCCAACGUGUUCGAAAAAAAAAAAAAUAAGGACAAAUAAAAAAUACAAUAUGAUGUUUGUAAUAGCAUUUGCAAUCGAUCGAAUAAGAGAAACAUGGUUUAUGGUCUGUGUUGUCAGAUGUUUAAUAAGAAGCCUAAUAUUUUCUUCUAAUCGUUCGAAUUUGCAAAUAAUUAAUGCAUGAACGAAUGAGAGAGAGAGAGAGAGAGGAGAGAGAGAGAGAGAGAGAGAGAGAGAGAGAGAGAGAGAGGAAAAGAAAAGAAAUUUUGAUCGAAAUCGAAUAAUAAACAGAACAAUAAUACAUAGAUUGAUAUAUAUAUAUGUGUGUGUAUAUAUAUAUAUAUAUAUAUAUAUAUAUAUAUAUAUAUGUAUACACAUAUUAGUAACGAUAAUAUGCUGCUGGUACAGCAAAUUUUUGUUCGACGUUUUGUAGUUAUUUUAUAUAUCGUUGAUUUGUUAAUUUCUUUUUUUUUUUUUUUAAUUUUAUUUUAUGCCUUUUUUUUAAUAAUAAUAAUAAUAAUAUCAACGAUUUGCAUACUCGACAUAAUUUUCGUUGUUUUCACGUGUAGUUUAUUUUUUCAAUUACGCAACGGUAUCAUUGAAAAAAAAAAAAAGAAAAAAAACAAACAAACUGAAAGAAUACUUAAUGACAAUAAUUUUUUCAAUAGAUAGAGAAUCUAACUUAUAUAUCGCAUUCACAAUAAUGAAAGGGUACAUGUUGCAAUAUUAUUUCUUGUAAAUGUCAUUGAUUCGUAUGAUUAUUGUAAAACAUUAAGAUCAAAUGUUUUGCUAUUCAGAGUCAUGACAUCGUAUGUGAGUACAUGUAAUGUCAUGAUAGUAUCUUGACAUAAUAUUUCUUAAAUAUACUUUAGGAAAAUGUAACAAUAACAACAACAACAAUAAUAAUACUACUACUAAUAAUAAUAUUAAUAACAAUAAUAAUAAUAAUAAUAAUAAUAAUAAUAAUAAUGAAAUAAUAAUAAUAAUACAUUUAAAAGACCAAAAUAUUGUAUAAUGCAUUAGUCGAUAUACGAUGCUCAGCCAUGCAUCGUUAUCGAGUUCUGCAGUGACUACAAAGUUUCCAUGAAUUUUUUCUGAAAAUUAUCAUUUUAUCUCUUGACUCAUUAAAAAAUAAAGCGUGAAAGGAAAAAGAACAUGUAUAUUAAAAAUUGAUGGCGAGUAUAUUUUUGUUCGUGUGUGAAGAAAAAUCGCUUUGAAAACAUAUGGAAAAAUGAAAAAGCUAUAAACAGCAUUAAAGGGAUAUUUGGUGCCGAGCCGGUUUACGUAGUCAUAUUUUUUAUGCAAAUUAUCCAUAAUUUAUUUUUAUAUAAUAAUGUUGAUCAAUGAUGAUAGUAGUUUCGAUAGAAAAGAAUUAACAAAUUCGAUGGCUGCUUUAUUCGCAGAAAAAAAUAUAUAUAUAUAUUAUAUAUAUACAUACAUAUAUAUAUAUAUAUAUUUAUAUUUAUAUAAGCUAAUUUUAUAAAUCGUUGCAAAAUUUGUAAGAUCGAUAAAUACACAAAUCGAUUCAAUGUAUAAGGUAGAAUUUCAUAACUUUUUUCUAGCCAAAUACAAAAAAAUAAUUUUUAAUUUUAACAAUAUAUGCACGCAAUUAUCGAUCUUUCAAUAUCUUGCAAUAAUAGAUUGGAUGUUGUUGUUAUUAAGACUCGACCAAUUAAAGUUUGGUAAACCUUAAGCGUCUAUUUUAUUUCUAAUCGAUGUAGAAUCGAAAAGAAGGGACAUAUUAUCGAUUAUUUAUGAAAAAAAAACGAACGUUUAAUAUUUAUAAUAUUUUUCUGGUGAUAUAUAUAUAUAUAUUAUAUAAAAUUAUAUUUAUAUUUUAAAUCGA